Molecule: messenger RNA, 3003 nt
Organism: Oryzias melastigma (Indian medaka)
Lineage: Eukaryota; Metazoa; Chordata; Actinopteri; Beloniformes; Adrianichthyidae
Gene: kcnn4
Product: potassium intermediate/small conductance calcium-activated channel, subfamily N, member 4
Exons: 9
Coding region: 549-2087 (512 amino acids)
Biological process (GO): potassium ion transmembrane transport
Cellular component (GO): plasma membrane; neuron projection; neuronal cell body
Molecular function (GO): small conductance calcium-activated potassium channel activity; intermediate conductance calcium-activated potassium channel activity; calmodulin binding
Source: RefSeq, a predicted model, not a curated record
GGCCAUGACGCUGUUCCUGCAGGUUUGGUUUGUGGAGAGCUUUUCUUUGAAAGUCAUUUAAGGGGAAAUGAAGAGUGCUAAAUAAAUAAUAAAUUACAGCUUGGGAAAAUAAAUAAACUUAUACAAGUAAUUGCGCAACAGUUGUAAUGAUUCAAAACCCGUUUGCGCAAAGUGUUUUCUGAUAAUUUUAUCACUCUUAUACAUCCCAACAUUUAUCACUCCUAACAACUUCCGCAAAAAUAAUAUUUAUGUUAUUAAUAAAUUGCACACAUGUUUUUAAAAGGGUGUAAUGAAUGCAUGUUUUAUUGAUCUGAGCUGGUGCGCCAAACACUUAGUUUCAGCUUGACUCACUCUUUAAAAAAAAAAGUGGAGUACAAAGUAAGGACGCACAGCCUGAAGCAGUGUACAGAUGGAAUCGGGGCGCGCAACCGCGCUGAACCAGCUGGUUCGAGCCUCACCGUGAAGGGAGGACGGAUGUUCGGGUAUCUCAGCCUCUUCGAUGAGUUACGGACAGGAGAAGAGGCUGUGCGCAACUCACCCACCGGGACAUGCCUUCUCCUGACCGGGGGGACAGGACAGGACGACAGGAGGACGGCGCAGCGGAUAGUCACUGCUGGGGGGGAAGACGAGACGAACGUGGCGCGCAGUGCGCUCUGGAGAUGGAGAUAACAAACCGCAGCCUGCACUCCAAAAUGACCUGCGCAAACGGUGAUGGUGCCAUUCAUCUUAACUGCUCGGACUCGACAGAAGUCUCCGUGUCACUUACCGGGAGGAAAGCGACUCUCAUGGACGGACACAACCUUUACAGACUGCGAGACAGAAAACUUUUGAUUGAGGACAAAAAGCGUCUUUGCGCGCUGGCUUUAGGCGCAGCUCUGCUGGGGAUCCUGCUCAUGAUCAUACACACCGAAAUAUGUCCGCACGUGAAGCAGCCGGGUUCAAAAGUCUCCAUGACUAUCAACAGUUUCAUAAGCCUGUCCACUGGGUGUCUCCUGGUCCUCGUCAUAGCUUUCCAUUAUAAGGACAUUAGGCUCUUCAUCAUUGACCACAACCAGGUGGACUGGCGAAUAGCCAUGACCAGCCACAGGGUUAUUGUGAUCAUCCUGGAGCUGCUGGUCUGUGGCAUCCAUCCAGUAGGAUCUUACUGGGAGGCGGGGCUCCAUGUCAACUCCUCAUUUGCCGGUCCACCCUGCAUUUCCAGCCACCACAAAGGGGCCCUGCCGGACAUGGAGCUGCUCCUGUCAAUGCUGAUGUUUCUUCGUCUGUACUUGGUGCACAGAGCCAUCCUGCUGCACAGCAAGGAGCUGCUGAGCGCCUCCUACAGGAGCAUAGGCUCGCUCAACAAUAUCAACUUCACGUUUCGCUUUGUUCUCAAGGUGCUGAUGAACAAGCACCCCACACGAACGCUGCUAGUCUUCAUCCUCCUCUUCUGGCUCACUGUGUCGUGGAUGCUUACUCUGUGUGAGAGGCGACUCCAAGAACCAGAGGGAGCAGACCAAAUGGACACCGCUCUGUGGCUCAUAGCCAUUACAUUCCUCACAGUGGGCUAUGGGGAAGUGACACCCAAGACUAGCUGUGGGAAGGGAGUGUGUCUCUUCACUGGUGUCAUGGGUGUAGCCUGCACUGCCAUGCUGGUGGCCACAGUGACGGAAAAGCUGGCGCUGAACAAAGGGGAGAAGCAUGUGCACUUCUUCAUGAUGGACAUCCAGAUCUCCAAAAGAAUCCGACAUGCUGCUGCCAACGUCCUAAGAGAAUGCUGGCUUCUGCAUCGAACCAGCUUGAUGAGAGCUAGCCACGGCGAACACCGGAGACACCAGAGAUGCCUUCUGGAAGCCAUUAGAGUGUUCCGACAUUUACGGCACCAACAAAGAAAACUAAGAGAUUAUGUCAGUGAGAUGGUGGAUCUGCCAAAGAUGCAGAUGAUCAUGUGUGACCUCAGUGCCAACUGGAAUAACUCUUAUCGGGAGCUGGAGCAGAGGAUCCUCUCCAUGGAGCAAAAGCUAGAUGAGCUGGCUCGCUGUUUUCAGCAAACUUCUGAGCUGCUGUCAGAUGUCCUUCAUCAUCGCCACAGCCCAGAGAUAAGGUGACAUGGUGACAUAUACCAGAAUUAUUUUCUCCUGCAGAUUUCAGGAAUCCCAUCGAACUGGAGGUGCUGCCCUCCUCACACGCUGAACCACUCAGGGGACACCCAUCAACUAUCUCAUCCUCUGUGUUGAGUGUGCUGCCCUGUCUGUUUUGUUCUACAGUUUUGUGUUUAGCAUUAAUGUUUGCAGAAGUGCACAAAGAACCACAUCUCAUAUACUGGAUGUUUUUUAGUUUUUUUUACAAGAUUUUUUUUUACUGCCCAAUUCCUCUGGAAUAUUUUUAGACAAAUAUAUAUGUUUGUUUGCAAUUUCUCUAAAGGAUCAUGAACCUCAUUUAUAAAAAGAAUAAGUCAACAAUUUAAGGUAAAUUUCUGUUCGCACACAUUAAAGAAUUUAGAUUCUUUUAAAGAUAGUUUGCAAAAAUAUGUAGUUUUAUGAACAAAAAAGCAAUUAAACUAACUAAAAUAUAAAGUAAUAACAUUUUUUUAUUAUUAUUUAUAAACGGACUGAGACCAAAAUCUCACACUAAAGCACCUUGAAAUGCUCUUGUUUAAGUAGCUCAACUACACCACCUAGUGCACGGGAACACCCCAUUUUUAAAUGGAAACUGUGCUUCAAUGUCAAACGAAGGAAUUCUUUAAUAUAUCUGUAUAUAUUUAUCAGCAAGAAUCAAACUCCCAAUCCCUGUGAACAACUGUAUAACUGGACUAACGUUUCUGGAGAAUAAAGAGAAGUUUUGAAGCCUUUUGAUAUAAUGUAAUGGUGAAACAGUUUCUGUGUUCAAACCUGUCUUUUUCAGUUUACUUCUCCAUUUGUUUCAGAAAUGUUAAUGAUCAACAAACAUCAUUCAAAUCAAAGCAAUGAAGACUAAAUGUUUGCACUUUUUCAUCCGCUAAUAUAUUAAAGCAUAACAUGGACA